GUCCCCUUCCCCUGCCGUCCCCGCCCGAUGAGGCGCCGCCGCUGAGCCCCCCGCCCGUCCCGGCUGAGCGUAGGAUGAGCCCGCGGCAGGCGGAGGGCGAGAGGCCGCCCCGCUCCCUCGGGGGGAUCUAGCGCGGCCGCGGAGGCGGGGGGACACGGAGCGACGCCGCCCCCCGGCACCUCGUCCUUCAUGGUGGCUCCCUGCGCCCGACGCCUCCCAGCAGAAGCGCGGCCCGGCCCGGCCCGGGGGUGGUGUGCGAGUGCGUGUGCGCGCCGCGGGCAGCGCUGGUGCCCGAGCGAGGGAAAAUGUCCACUCGGACUCCAUUGCCCACGGUGAACGAGCGCGACACCGAGAACCACACGUCCCAUGGAGAUGGACGGCAGGAAGUUUCCUCUCGCACUGGGCGCUCCGGAGCUCGUUGCAGGAAUUCUAUAGCUUCCUGUGCAGAUGAGCAACCACAUAUUGGAAAUUACAGACUCCUCAAAACAAUUGGAAAGGGGAAUUUUGCAAAAGUAAAGCUGGCAAGACACAUCCUUACAGGCAGAGAGGUUGCCAUAAAAAUAAUUGACAAAACGCAGCUGAAUCCAACUAGUCUACAAAAGCUCUUUAGAGAAGUAAGAAUAAUGAAGAUCUUAAAUCAUCCGAAUAUAGUGAAGUUAUUUGAAGUCAUUGAAACUGAAAAAACUCUCUAUCUAAUAAUGGAAUAUGCAAGUGGUGGGGAGGUGUUUGACUAUCUGGUUGCGCAUGGAAGAAUGAAGGAAAAGGAAGCAAGAGCUAAAUUUAGACAGAUAGUAUCUGCAGUGCAGUACUGCCAUCAAAAGCAUAUUGUUCAUAGAGAUCUCAAGGCUGAAAAUCUAUUGCUAGAUGCAGAUAUGAACAUUAAAAUAGCUGACUUUGGUUUCAGCAAUGAGUUUACAGUUGGAAAUAAACUGGACACCUUUUGUGGCAGCCCACCGUAUGCUGCUCCAGAACUUUUUCAAGGGAAAAAAUAUGAUGGACCUGAAGUAGAUGUUUGGAGUUUAGGUGUUAUUCUUUAUACCCUUGUGAGUGGAUCUCUUCCUUUUGAUGGACAGAACUUAAAGGAACUUAGAGAAAGAGUACUAAGGGGAAAAUACAGGAUUCCUUUCUACAUGUCCACAGACUGUGAAAACCUCCUCAAACGUUUCCUGGUGCUAAACCCAACAAAAAGAGGCACUCUAGAGCAAAUUAUGAAGGACAGGUGGAUCAAUGCAGGGCAUGAGGAGGAUGAACUUAAACCUUUUGUUGAACCAGAACUAGACAUCUCGGACCAGAAAAGAAUAGAUAUUAUGGUAGGAAUGGGUUAUUCUCAAGAAGAAAUUCAAGAAUCCCUUAGUAAAAUGAAGUAUGAUGAAAUCACGGCUACGUACUUAUUGCUAGGAAGGAAAUCAUCAGAGUUGGAUGCAAGUGAUUCAAGCUCCAGCAGCAAUCUUUCACUUGCUAAGGUUCGGCCAAGUAGUGAUCUUAAUAAUAGCACUGGACAAUCUCCUCAUCACAAAGUUCAGAGAAGCAUAUCUUCCAGCCAGAAACAGCGGCGCUACAGUGAUCAUGCUGGACCAUCCAUCCCCCCAGUAGUGGCAUAUCCCAAAAGAAGCCAAACUAGUACUACAGACAGUGACCUCAAAGAGGAAGGAAUUCCAUCAAGAAAAUCUAGCAGUAGUGCUGUUGCAGGAAGAGGAAUUGCACCAGCCAGUCCAAUGCUUGGAAAUGCCAGCAAUCCAAAUAAGGCUGAUAUUCCUGAACGUAAGAAAAGUUCGGCUGUCCCUAGUAAUAAUACUGCCCCUGGAGCAAUGACACGGCGCAACACAUAUGUUUGUAGUGAAAGAACCACUGCUGAUAGGCAUUCAGUGAUACAAAAUGGCAAGGAGAACAGCCUGACAGAAAUGUUCGCUUACGCAGCUAGCCCUGCUUCAGUUUGUACUACAUCCUUCUCCAGUGUUCGGCUGCGACAUCAGAAGUCGAUGUCCAUGUCAGCCUCUGUGCACACGAAGAUGAUGUUGCCUCCAAUAGACAAUGGCGCAGAUAACUUCAGGCCUAUCACUAUUCCCGAUCAAAGAACGCCUGUCGCUUCAACCCACAGCAUAAGCAGUGCAACCACACCUGACCGUAUUCGUUUCCCCAGAGGAACGGCCAGUCGGAGCACCUUCCACGGCCAGCUCCGCGAGCGACGUACCGCUACCUACAAUGGGCCCCCGGCCUCCCCCAGCCUGUCCCACGAGGCAACGCCGCUCUCUCAGACUCGAACCAGGGGUUCCACUAAUCUGUUCAGCAAACUAACUUCAAAACUCACAAGAAGAAACAUGUCAUUCAGGUUUAUCAAAAGGCUCCCGACUGAAUAUGAGAGGAACGGGAGAUUUGAGGGCUCAAGCCGCAAUGUAGCCGUGGAUCAGAAGGACGAAAACAAGGAAGCCAAGCCUCGCUCGCUGCGUUUUACAUGGAGCAUGAAAACCACCAGCUCCAUGGAUCCCAAUGACAUGAUGAGGGAAAUCCGGAAGGUCCUGGACGCCAAUAAUUGUGACUAUGAACAAAGAGAGCGUUUCUUGCUUUUCUGCGUCCACGGAGAUGGGCACGCGGAAAACCUUGUACAGUGGGAAAUGGAGGUGUGUAAACUGCCAAGACUGUCCCUGAACGGAGUUCGCUUUAAGCGGAUAUCGGGAACAUCCAUAGCUUUUAAAAACAUUGCUUCCAAAAUUGCCAAUGAGUUAAAGCUGUAACAAGAAAAAAUAGUUAAGUUGUAAAUUAGUUAGCAAUUUAAAGUGUUUUGAGAAUUCCAAUGGAAAUGUAUAGAAUAACAUUUAGGCAAUAACUUCUGCAUCCUUCUGAAUAGUGAUAUUAAAGAAAAAAAGCUGCUGAGCUGGGAGGGAGAGUUGGACUUUUUUAUAAGUGCACUACAGCAUUAAAGUUGCCUACUAUGUAAAAUAUUACCCCUUCUGCUUUAUUUCCAUUGCUCCUAAGUCUUUGACAACAAAUUGAAACACAGAAUAUAUUCAUUUAAAUAUGCCUCCUGUUUGUGUGGACGUGUGAAUGUACAGUAUGUGUGUAUAAUAUAUAAAGUAUUAUAUGUAAACAAUUCAUUUACCACAUGGAGCUGUACCAGUACCUCUUUUUGGGCUAAUUUUGGUGCUAAAAAUUGAAAUGGCCAAGGAGGAAACACUUGAGUUAAUAUUUAAAAUAACUGAAGAGAUAACCAGUAAACGCAGGUUUACAAUUCACUGCUGUGUUAAGGACAAAAGUGUGUGAAGGGUUUGGAUUUACAGUUGUGAACAUUAUUAGUCCUGUUUUCUAAGUAGAGCUCAUGAAAUUAUUAAAAAUUCACUUUUACCGAGCAAGUCUUGCAUUAUAUUUUGCCCACCUAUUUAUUAUUUAAGUCUGAAUCAAAUUUUAAAAAUGUAGUUGAUUUGUGCAUUAAAACUUGGGUAAAUGCUUCCAUUCUUCUGCUUCUGCUAAACUACUAAAGUUGUAUCUUUAUCCUUCUGGCUUACGAGUUUUGAUUGCAGCUAAGAACACUUUUCCGUUGCUCCGCGGUCCCUCUGCAGAACAGUGCGGUGUGCUGAGCGUAACCAGUGGCUUCUCUUUCAGACCGAGUUCUGCACGUUAGACUAAGGUCAGACUGAUAGCAGCACAAAAGGACUCUCCAAUAGCAGCCACGUUCUGAUGCAAAUCCCCGUGCCUGAGUCGGUGCUGCUCUGAAGUAUUGCUGCGGGCACGGCAGUGCUUUCCUUUGCUUUCUGAGUGCGCACACUAUUGAAACCCAAAAGCGGGAGUCAAAUUUGGCUACUGAUGUCCCCUGCUGUAACAUCCACCUUGCUUAACUACAGCCAUAGGCAGUGGCAGCUAAAACUUUCCUUGCAGCUCUCUUCCAGCGUGCUCCCGCUUGGCUCUGGGUGCGUUGCUUUUGAUGGCUUUAUGCCAGCUGUGUCUCUAGGUUCUGCUGAGGAGGGAGUCCGCUGUUGCUCUUGCGCUGUGCGGCGUGGAACUUGCCCCGAUGGACUCUGAUGGCCAGCUAGCUUUCUGGAGGACACUUAGCUGCUGUCGGAUGGUCCCCGCUUCUUAUCCACCUGUGGUGAGCUGGAUUUGGGCUGGCAGACUAGAACCAAGAGAUUUCUUCAAGCGUUGUUUCCUGCUGAUACCAGUUCAUUUCGUCAAGGACUUCUGUAGAUGAUACCCUGCGUUAUCUACUUGACUUUUUGUAUUAAUGUUUUAUGGUUAUAUUUCAGUGAAGCACUUAAGCAUGUACUUCACGCGUGCUUUAAACUGGAGCCUAAAUUUGCAUUUUAAAUUUGCAGUGAGCUAAUAGCUAUUCAUAGUACGCAGUUCAGGUUUGACACGAGGUGAAAAUGCAAAAUCCUUGGUAUUUUGCAAGUUAGUUCUUGUGACCUGCAGUCUGUGAAGGCAGCAGACUUCCCCUCUCUUUCCCUAAGCAUUGAUAUUGACUAUGCUAGUUUAAAGGAUGAUCGUAGUUGUUAAAUGUAGUAAAUAUUCCUGGAUUUGCAUUUUAUUCUCUGUAUAUUCUGUGUCAUGCCAUGGCUUUGGAACUCCAGGUGUUCCGUCGGAGUUCAGUUGGCUUGCAGUGCUCUGCCCGUGCCUGUGCUGCUCAGUAUGGUUUUUUCCACAAAAACUCCAUUUUGUAAUAGCAAUAAAACAUUUCAGGGCAGUCAUUGUACUUUCUCAGGUGAAGAGUCACCUAUCCUUUCACUUCCUGCACUUCAAGCACUCCUCCAAAUGUAUUUUUUUCACCUGGCAGUGCACUUUGUUGUCUGAACUGAAAAAGUGUUCUGAUAAAUUAUGUAAAUCUGUAUUCGAUGGAAGUUCCAAAAGAUUUCAUAUUAAAUGUUUUCUGAAAUACUCUGUUCCUA
Numida meleagris (helmeted guineafowl) is the source of this 4874-nucleotide messenger RNA. It is a transcript of the gene MARK3, whose product is annotated as microtubule affinity regulating kinase 3. The transcript has 19 exons. Gene Ontology annotation, molecular function: protein serine/threonine kinase activity; ATP binding. Gene Ontology annotation, cellular component: plasma membrane; cytoplasm. Bases 306 to 2732 code for a protein of 808 amino acids. Gene Ontology annotation, biological process: protein phosphorylation; intracellular signal transduction. Lineage: Eukaryota; Metazoa; Chordata; Aves; Galliformes; Numididae. The record is from RefSeq and is a predicted model, not a curated record.